AUGUCACUGUAUGUGAUAGAUCAUCGUGUUGGUGUUGGUCUUAGCAGUACAGGCGCUGGACCUGGACUCGAGGAAGACGAAGAUCCCGCGCUCUGGAGUUUUCGAGGAACUUCAGGCAACGCGGCAACGGCCAGUAGUACCGGUACCGGUAUCACCCAUACACGGGGAAAACGCAGCAUGUUCCAGUCGAUGGACUUUAAGAGCAUGGCCGACAUUGCCAUGUCCUUUCGACACUCGAGCACUAAGGGCGGCGCUAUUAAUAAGUGCAAUGCCAAGAAUAGCUUGCUCGUAGAUGAUGACCUACCGGUACUAGAACAAGAAGACGAGGAUUCGGCAGGAGAUCAAGGUCGUAGCCAUUCGAGUACUGACGUUCAGAAUGAUCUGAUUGGAUGGAUCCAGCAGCGCCGUCAAAGCUACGAGGAGGAAGUAGAAGCUGGACAAACUGGAGUGGUCACCCGAUUCUUUCAAGAGCGAAUUGGAACUUUUGCCAAGAACAUGGACUUUAUCACUGGAAGAAGGACAUCAUGA
Molecule: messenger RNA, 528 nt
Organism: Seminavis robusta
Lineage: Eukaryota; Bacillariophyta; Bacillariophyceae; Naviculales; Naviculaceae
Source: the annotation of a GenBank genome assembly